GAGCAGCAAGGGAACGCGUCCUGGCGCUCCGCGGAAGGCGGAAGGCCGUUCCGGCAGCCAUGGCGUCGAGACGCUAGACGCUCUGGAACUCCGGCGGAUUUUUUCGCGCGUUCCCGGCGCUCUGAGCCGCACCGGACGAUGGGGCUGGGCUGGGUGUGUGCCAGCACCGAACCGGGAAACAGCACCGUGGAGGCCACCAUUCCAGGAGGCACAGCAGGUGUCGUAGCAGCAGCAGCAGCAGCAGCAGCAUUGGUGUGAACAGCAGCAGGAGGAGGAGGGUCCCCGGAGGCCCGCCGCCGGCCACAUGAACCACCCGCCUGGACGCCCGCCGCCCCGCCUCGGAGAAAAGGUCAAGCAUAUCAUCGCCGCCAGGAUGCUCUGCUGCGGACGCAAAAAGGAGAACCACGAGGGCGACCUGGUGGUGUGCGUCGAAGGCGGCAGCGAGACGUGGGGUCCCCGGGUGGGGGCGGUCAGACCCCGGCUGGCGCCGGGAGCCCCUGCUCCCGAAAUGGUUCUGCAGGGCGACUUCCGAAAGGUGAGCGGCAUCUCUAGCGAGGUGUUCCGCCAGAUCGAGGCCGUGGAGAGGGAGUACGAUGCCACCACGGCGGCCCACCUGGAGGCCGUGCAGAAGCGCGGCGAGAUGGUGGUGCGCGUGCUCGACCCGCGCUGCCUGGGCCGCGCCGGGGCGCAGGCGGCGCGGCGCUACGCGCAGGGCGGCACCGCCUUCGUCGAGAUCGUCAAGCGGCCCGGACAGACCCUCGGACUGUACAUCCGCGAGGGAGACGGAGUGCGCACACAGGAAGGGGUAUUCAUCUCUCGCAUCGCCCUGGAGAGCGCGGUGUACCACUCGGGCCUGCUACGCGUGGGCGACGAGAUUCUGGCCGUGAACCUGGUGGACGUGCGCAACAUGAGCCUGGACGACGUGGUGAUCAUCAUGUCCAUACCUCGUCGACUGGUGCUCGCCGUGCGCUCCAAGGGCGCCGGCGGUCCCGGAGGGCGCUCGGGGGCGCUGCCACCCGUGCCGCCCAUGGCAGCCGAGAGGCAGCGGCCGCCCGUUGUCAUCGUCAAGAGGGGAGUCCAGGAAGCCGAGGACGACCUUCAGAGCGAGAAUGGCAUGGGCGGCGGCCUGAUGGAGAAUCCAUACUACAGCAGCACGGUGCCGGUGCGGAGGCAACCGCAGCCCCCGCACCGCUACCCAAAGACACUCGAGAGCCUGGCGGAACAGGUGCACGCCUUCCGGGACAGCCCGCACAUGGAGCGCUCAUCGGCGGCCAGGAACAGGUACUGGGACGAACACGACCGGGGAAUGUCGACGCGGCGGCUUCUGCGCACCGAGAGCGAGCAGCGUCUGAUGCAGCCCGAGAUGAUGCAGGGCCCGCACGCGGGACGGUACUACUCGCUCAGGCCUUCGGCCACGGGCUGGAGGCAUGGUCUCCCUGCACCACGCUGCGCAGCACCACCACCAACAGCAGCAGCAGCAACAGCAGAUGGCCCCUGGGGGCAUCCUGCGGCGCCGGUCGCUCAUGGAGAGCUGCUCGGACACAGAAGGUACAGUCCGGCAGGAGACCGCCUUCGGCCAUGGGAGCGCCAUUCAUGGUGGCCCCGACGCACGGACUACCACUGCUCAGCGGUACUCUUUGGCUCAGCCAUCGCGGAAGAGGCUGGUCCUUUCACGGCCACAGAGGCGUACUCUUGUUUUGUUCUUGGUAAGCAAAGUACCAGACAACAUCCGCGCACGCUGACAGGGCGCUCCAACUCCCUGCCUCGCGGCGUGGCACUCGGGGUGUUGGACCCGCGUCGGGCGCUGCGUCACGGUGUGCGAUUCGAGCGCGCCGCCUACGACUCGCAAGAGGACAGCGACGGAGCACUGUCAGCGCCGGAACUGCCUUCGGGAAGGCCUCGCAGGCCCAAGGCGUCGGCGAGCGGUGGUCCGCUGGCGGCUCCCCUGAUGAGCGGCGGCGGGGGCACGCUGCCCGGCGUCUUCUCGUCGUCCGAGUACCGGGCCUGGAUGCGCCGCGCGCCGUCCACCUCGGCACUGUACGAGCGCGUGGGGCGCCUCUCCUCCACGGCAUCGUCGACGGGCCUCAGCGGCAGGGCCAUGAUGCACCCGCAGCUGUCCUCAUCCUCGUCGGCCACCUCAUCUCUGCGGCGACCCCUGCCGAGGGUCGCCCACAGCGCCGAGAGCCUACUGGACUCUCUUAGACAGGAGCAGCAACAACUGCAGCUCCAGCAGCGGCGGAGCAGCCUCCUAUCGGGCCUGCCGACUUGGGGCUCCAGCAGCCUGGACCUGGGCUCGAGUGCCGGCGGCAGCAGCCUGCGGCCCAUGGGACGCUCUUCGUCGCUGCUUUUCCCGCGGCCGCUCCGGCUGCCACACGCCAUGAGCCUCGACUACGUGCGCGCCGAGGACCGAGCCCUGUGUCUCAACCCCAGAGAGUUCCUCAAGUACAGGCCCGAGAAGGAGAGCGAGUCGGUGCUGGCGGGGGCCUUCAGCGGGCUGCUGUGGCUCCACCUGCUCGGCGCCCGCGGACUCCGAGGACACGGGCCACGCGACCUGUACUGCGUCAUCGAGACAGACCGGGCACACAAGGCCCGCACCGUCGUCCGCUCGGGAGACCACUCCUUCGACUGGGACGAGGUCUUCGAGCUGGAUCUCGUGGACAACACGACGGUGUCGUUCCUGCUCUACAGCUGGGACCCUCAGUCUCGCCACAAGCUCUGCUACAAGGGCACCGUGCACCUGCUGUCGGCGCUGCGCGAGGCGCCCGCGCACAGCCUCGCCCUGCGGCUGGAACCGCGGGGGGCGCUCUACCUGAAGAUGCGCUACCGAGACCCCCGACACACCUUCCAGCGGACGCCCAACUACAGCGGCGGAGGCGUGUUCGGCGCUCCUCUGGACGCCCUCGUUGCGAGGGAGAAGGGCACCGUGCCGCUCAUCGUGCAACGAUGUGUGCAACAGGUGGAGAACCGUGGCCUGGACAUCGUGGGCAUCUACCGCCUCUGCGGGUCCGCCGUGCGCAAGCGAAUGCUACGCGAAGCCAUCGAGCGUAGCUGCGCGGCCAGCGGACCCCACUGGAAAGUGGACCUCUCCGCGGAGCACGUGCCGGACAUCAACGUUGUCACGAGUCUUCUGAAGGAUUACCUACGCGAGCUUCCCGAGCCCUUGUUCACCAAGGGGCUGUUCGACAUGCUGGUAGACGGGCUGAGCGUUUGCCUGCCCGACGACCCCGAGGGCAACGCCAAGCUCAUGUUCAGCAUACUCGACUGCCUGCCCAAGGUCAACAGGUGCACCGCCCUGUUCCUGCUGGACCACCUGAAACUGGUGAGCAGUCGCAGCGAUCGCAACAAGAUGACGUCACGCGCCCUGGCCGAGUGCUUCGGCCCCGUGUGCGUGUGCCACGCCGAGACGGGAUUCCCCGUCUCCGACCUGCGUCGCCCCAUCGAGGUCUUCGCCUACCUGCUCGACAUAUGGCCGCUCAACAGGGCCGCGUUCGUCGCCGCCAGCGGCAGCGACCUGCGCCCCUCCCUGGGCGCCAGCAUCGCCGCGGGCAGCGGCCUGGGCGGAGGCUCGUCACUUGGGGGCAGCGCCUACUUGACCAGCUCGGUGUCGGCGUCGUCGUCACCGCACAUGGUCGGCUCGCUGAGCGGCGGCGGCGCCACCAGCGGCCUCUACUCCACGGCCGGUAGCUACGCCAGCGGCGUGCACACGGCGGGAGGCGCCGGCAUCUACACCAGCGGCGUGCACACGGCGGGAGGUGCCGGCAGCUACACCAGCCGCACGAGCGAACUCGCGGGCGGCGGUGGCUACACGAGCUCGACACUGGGCUCGAGCAAUACGUACUCGAGCUCCGGCGGGAUCGGCAUCUCGGUGCCCAUAACCACCGUGCCGGGCUUGUCAUCGCUGGGCGCGUCCGACAAGCUGACCACCACUGUGACCGCGCCGUCUUCUUCCUCGUCACCACCUCGCGACGCGACGGCCAUCACCACCACCGCAUCGUCUACGCUGACCAGAGAGCGGCCCGAGCCUCGCGAGCGGUCUGAACACCGCGACCGAUCCGAGUACAAGGAGCGUACCGAGUACAAGGAGCGUACCGAUUACAGGGAGCGUACCGAGCACAGGGAGCGGCCCGAACAUAGGGAGCGGCCCGAACAUAGGGAGCGACCCGAACAUAGGGAGCGACCCGAGCACAGGGAGCGGCCCGAACCGCGGGAGCGCUCCAUCUUAGGUGACGUCAGUGGCACGCUCGAGAGGGAGCGAGCGAGCGGGCACCAUCUCCUCAACUCGACGAGGGACAGGGUUUGUGACGUCACGGGAGGUGCCAACCCAUCAGUGGGGAGAGCCGCGGCGUUCGGGGGAACCAACGGCAUCGGAACUGCCUCCGGGAUCGGUGUGAACGGCGGCGGCGCCGGUGCGAACGGAACCAACGGCGGUCCGUCCUCCGUCGCCACGCAGGGAUCGGAGUCGAGGCCCGGCGAGGCGUCGUCGGGGGCGGCUCCCGACAGCAAGCCGUGGCCUAGCCAGAGAUCAUCACUGCCAGAAUCUGCCUGUUGAUCCCGUGCCAUUGUUUCGGUUUGAAAACCCCCCUUCGUUUUUACGUUGA
Rhipicephalus sanguineus (brown dog tick) is the source of this 4598-nucleotide messenger RNA. It is a transcript of the gene RhoGAP100F, whose product is annotated as rho GTPase-activating protein 100F. The record is from RefSeq and is a predicted model, not a curated record. The transcript is spliced from 17 exons. Gene Ontology annotation, biological process: signal transduction. Bases 305 to 4549 code for a protein of 1414 amino acids. Gene Ontology annotation, molecular function: protein binding. NCBI's taxonomy places the organism in Eukaryota, Metazoa, Arthropoda, Arachnida, Ixodida, Ixodidae.